Messenger RNA from Alternaria viburni, 660 nucleotides. RefSeq lists its product as uncharacterized. NCBI's taxonomy places the organism in Eukaryota, Fungi, Ascomycota, Dothideomycetes, Pleosporales, Pleosporaceae. Bases 1 to 660 code for a protein of 219 amino acids. The transcript has 2 exons. The record is from RefSeq and is a predicted model, not a curated record.
AUGAAGCAUAUCAUGGCUAGAUAUUCCCAAGUCGAUCCGAUCUAUUACAGCACCGUUCUCGGAGGCGGGCAGGCGAAUGCCGGACAACUCGAGAGUGCCAUCAAAAAGUCCGUAGAUACCAUUACCUCUAACUGGAUUAUAACUCCCUCGUGGCUCCAAGCUUUUGUCGAGGGCGAGACAUGCUGGUCGGACUAUCAAGUUAUCAUCAACAACCUCCACCGCAUGUCAAAGCUCUUGAAGCUGAUCCCGGAGGGCGAGACGCCUGAGAACCGCGCAUUACGCCUCACACGCCGCGAAGCGUACAAGAAAGCUCUGCGCGCCCAUCAAGAACACGUCCGUAUGGGGCUCGCAGACCUCGUGUCCCAGUAUAUCCUAGAACCUCUGAAGGCGACAGCAGUGUGUCAGAGCUCGUCAACCAAGUCUCUCGUUCGAAGCUCGGUUGACUUCCCCGACAACAAGGCCCUCGCCUAUGCAGAGUUCAAGCGCGCUGAUUCCAUCCUCUACCCUCCACAAAACGCGAACGCCUCCGGUUCCCACAUGAUUUUGUGGGUCCAGGGUGCCCUAAGCAAGAAGAUGCGGACUAGGAAGCGGGCUCGAGAGAGCGAUGGUGAUGAGGAGGAAGGACGUGGUAUGGCGGAUUUCUUACGUGAUGGAGAGUGA